AUGAUUCGCUUUAUCCUCGUUCAGAACCGCCAGGGCAAGACCCGGCUGUCGAAGUGGUAUGCCCCCUACGAAGAUGACGAGAAACUAAAGCUCAAGGGAGAGGUCCACCGCCUUGUGGCACCCAGGGACCAGAAAUACCAGUCCAACUUUGUCGAGUUCCGCAACUUCAAGAUCGUGUACCGUCGCUAUGCAGGACUCUUCUUUUGCUUGUGCGUCGACGCCAACGACAACGAGCUCGCCUACCUCGAGGCCAUCCAUUUCUUUGUCGAGGUCCUCGAUGCCUUCUUUGGAAACGUCUGCGAGCUCGAUCUCGUCUUUAACUUUUACAAAGUCUACUCGAUUCUGGAUGAAGUCUUUCUCGCGGGCGAGAUUGAGGAGACCAGCAAAAACGUGGUCCUCACACGACUGGAUCAUCUCGAUAAGCUGUAA
Molecule: messenger RNA, 429 nt
Organism: Linnemannia hyalina
Lineage: Eukaryota; Fungi; Mortierellomycota; Mortierellomycetes; Mortierellales; Mortierellaceae
Source: the annotation of a GenBank genome assembly